Molecule: messenger RNA, 3224 nt
Organism: Porites evermanni
Lineage: Eukaryota; Metazoa; Cnidaria; Anthozoa; Scleractinia; Poritidae
Source: the annotation of a GenBank genome assembly
AUGGAGACUAUUGGAUCACAUGCAUUCACAAUUCCAAGAAAUGACCCUGUAAUGUAAGCAGCUGAUACACUAAAGUAAAAGCAAUGUCUUACUAUCCACUUCUUCUACUGGGUUCUGUUUUUUAAUGUUUGAUGUCUGAAAUAAGUCCCCAUUUUCUGAUAUAUCUAUAGAGAGUCUUGAAGGUGUAAAAUGGGAACUGGGAUUCGCCUUUUUAUGUACUGGGAAAAUGGGAUUUACUGCACUGGAGCUGGGAUUUAACCACUGGGAAAGGCAUAAACCAUUUCUAAAAGGGAAAUGGGAUUUCUACCCUUUCACCAUCUUCGACUUUAUUAUAUGACACAACUGCUCAAGUGUGCCUAUUUUUUUUUUAAGUAAAAGAAAUAAUAGGUACACGUAGACCUCAGUAGACACAUAGGAUCAUGUCAAUUUUUUCGCAUUCGCAUCCAGUGCCUCCCCGCCACCCAAUUAGCUGUUGUGGCUUGUCCCCAGGGUCUUUUUGUUUUCUGAGGUCACCAUAUUGAAAAACGAGAAGACGCUAGGACAAUGGGAAUGACAUACGCACGUUUGCGUGUGACAGAGAUCAAAAUGGUGCCCGAUUUAUAUUUUGGAAGUGUUACACCUGGCUUGUACGUAUUAUGGGGAAAUAACAACGAUGCUAGCGAGGCCUUCCUUCAGCUCAGAUUUGUUAAAUUUUGGCAAAAAAACGAUUCAAAUAAAUAAUAGUCCAAACACUUUUAUCUGAGACACAGGUGAACGAAACAUACCUGGUUUAAUUGAUAUAUUAAUCACUCUCUAAUCAACACAACCAGCACCGCACCAAUCAGAAGCUGCGUAUACAUUUUUCGGAAUUGUUGAGUUUCGGGACAAGCGUUUGCUUUUCCCCUCCCCCUUCUUUGUUAUGCUUUCGUCCCAACUUUCUCGAAGACCUUGGGCGGAAACUCUUGAUGCGUAGGCUACCCGCGGAGGUUCUCAACGUAAUGAUUACAGCAGCAGCAGAAAAUAAGAAAGUGAAGACAGUGAUUUGGAUGAGGAUUGUGCAGAAGACAGAAGAGGUUUUAAUAUGGUGAUGUCAACAAGGGUUGGAAGAGGAAGAGUGUUCACCAGCAAGAUAAGAAAUUUUGUUCAAUCCAGGUGAAUGAAGGUUCAUAAUCCAAAACAAUCAGCCUUUUUACUUCAUGAUGCGCAUCAGUUAGCAAGAGAGCACUGGAAAUGGGAUUACAGAUUUGGUAACUGGGAUUUGGACUAAAGUCAGGCUGGGAACUGGGAUUGGGUACCCUUCCCACCCCCCCUCCCCCCCCUUCAGAAACCCUUUUUAAAAAAUUCUGGAAUAAGCGGUUGCCUUAACUUUAAAUUUUCCUUCAUAAUUUAGGUAAACAACUCGAAAGUUUUGUUCAACCGAUGUACAUUAAUUUCGAUGUAUACUUGCUUUAUUUGUGUGCAACAUAGAUUCUCUUGAUAUGUUCGCAUUUACGUGUUUUUUUUUGUCCUGAAUAAUGUCAUAAGUUUUACUGACGCCAUCGAUCAUAAAGGUCACGCGCACAUCUACUACAAAUCACGUGAUUGGUGGGGAUUGUUGUGACCAAACUAGUUGGUAAAUAACGAAGGAUUACAACGGAUUGAACCUUUAACGAUUAAUUCUAUUCCGCCUUGCCGACUCGUAGUCCUUAACAACUACAGUGAGGCGUCCCAUGCACUACUGAGGGGGAAUCUGGGUCCUAAUACACUACAGGGAUGAUUCUGAGUUUAUUCACUUUUACGUGUGUUCAAGGUCAGGUGGAGGAGGUAGAGAUCCCUUCCCUUCUUUCAUGAUAAACAGGGAAAAAAUGAUCCAAUAAAUAGGCAACAAAUAAGGAAAAUAAUCUAAAGAACAGGACUACGGAAAAAAAUGCGGAGAGUAAAUUAACAAAAGCGGAAAGCAUUUUAGGAACGAGCAGGUGUCAAAGAUAAAGUUUGGUAAUAACAAUGAAAUCGCUCAAAACUAAAACUUUGUAGAAUACAGUUGUAGGUCAGUAGUCCUGCUUUUAUACUUUCGUUUUUGUUUUGUUUUGUUAUUUUCCAUUUUUCCAGCUACUGUUGCUAAAUAUUGCUAGUAUUGGUGUAGACCAGGCUAUAGUAAAACCUGUACUUAAGAAAAAACUAAAGGGUUCCUAUGGACUUUACACUUAGUAGCUAGACAUUGCUCUAUAAUAUUACUUUCUUGACCUCAAAGCGAGAUGAAAAUAUCUCUGUUCUUCUUGUAGGAAAAUAUAAUACAAAGCUUGUAGACUCUGAGUCGCACUUUUUUUGCCGGUUCUUCUUCUUCUUCUUCUCUUAUUUGGACUUGAACUAUUUUCCAUUAGAUUGAGUUCGGGUUCCGCCCACAAUUUAAAAUUCCAAACUUUUUGAUCAGAAAAAAAAAAGAAUACAUAACAGACACAUGCGACGUUAAAAAUCAAAACCUUGAAAAUUCGAUGAUGGACAAUAAUCAUAUAUUGUUUCUUCCUGUUUUUGUUUAAGACAUAUGAUACGAACAGAAAUAAAGACUGUCAGUCUCCGAUCUUUUUACGGCAUUGACAACCUUACGAUUGAUAUGUAAGUAUGGUCUGUGGUGCAUGUAAUGUAGUUGCAUAUUAGAAUAUAUAAUGUCUUUGACUGAAACUGACAAAAAGACGGCUGUUUUAUCGGCGUCUGAUCUGUUGCGGCCGGGCUAUUGUCAUGCGAGCUUGAGUGCAACGUUAUUCCUGAAAGAAGGAUCUGCUAUUUUAGUUCUUAUUUGAUUAUGACUCCUAUCAUCUUUCUAUCGCUUUUUUCAAUAGAAGUUUUAAUGAAGGAGAAAUUGGGAUUAUGAAAUUCAGGGAUGACGAACGUAACUGCGCAAUUUAUCUGUGAGUGAAUUCAUCAUUACAACAACAAAGAUAUCAGAAAUCUGAAUAUGUGCAGUUUUUUUCUCUAUUAUUAGCUCUUAGUUGGUGAUUGAUUUUUCUUUUCAUAAUUUUUGUUUUUACAUUAGGACAUUAGGACAGGAUGAUUAUGAAUAUAACUUCAUUUUUGAUAUCGUCAUUUCUGGAAAAGAUUAUCGGGCUAGAAAUCAAAUAAAAGCGGCUUUUAAACGAUAUGGAUUUGCCAAUGAAAGUGGUGGACGUUAUAAAUUACUUCCAUGUGAACUUGGGACGUACGUUAAUGCUUCUGCUGAAACCAUCAAAUGCAUAGAGUGCCCAGCAGGUAAAUUUAUUCGCAGUUUAUGA